Messenger RNA from Penicillium egyptiacum, 1674 nucleotides. The record is from the annotation of a GenBank genome assembly. Lineage: Eukaryota; Fungi; Ascomycota; Eurotiomycetes; Eurotiales; Aspergillaceae.
AUGGAUACCAUUACUGACUUCCCCCACCCGACCUUGGGUAUCGUGAGAGGUUGGACUUCGCCUUCCACCCGCCAAUUUCUAGGGCUUCGUUAUGCUACCCUGACUGGGAAAUGGGCGCCCCCUGUGAUUUCAGAAGGCGAUCCGAAAGGGAUCGUGGAUGCCACAACCCUGGGCCCCUCUGUCCCGUCGCCACCAAACGGUAUUGACAUUGAGUUCAGUCGCAUUCAAAGACCACUCCCACAUCCCGAGCUCCAGCAGUCCGACGUCGAAUGCCUCAAUUUGAACAUUACGACGCCCAAGGCUGUCUCAGCCGGAGUCAACCUGCCGGUGAUUGUCUUUAUUCACGGAGGAGGAUUUGCGAUUGGCGCCAAUUCCUGGCCUCAGUAUGAUUUUCGUCGUCUCAUUGAACUCUCGGUAAGGGAACAACAGCCUGUAAUUGGGGUGAACAUCAACUAUCGUCUCGGGGCACUCGGGUUCUUGACCUCCAAGGAGUUGGUUUCCCACGGAUACAAACAGAACAAUGGGCUCCUUGACCAACGCACUGCCUUGCUAUGGAUAAAAAGGCAUAUUGUCGGAUUUGGAGGCAAUCCUGAUGAUAUGACGAUUGUUGGUCAGAGUGCUGGUGGAGGUCUGUUGUAUCCCCGACUUCGGUACAAGCCGUGGGUUGACACUGGUGCUGUCGUUUUAGUUUCCGCAACACAUCAUCUUCAGUCGGAAGUGCCCUUGUUCAAACGGAUGGUCAGUAUGAGCGGCACGAACCUACUCCUGAAACCGCUUCCUGAGCAGGUAACCGAGUGUACAUACAAAGCCAUUGUCGCUCGGCUAGGCCUAGCCUCAUGGCCAGCUACUGAGCGAGUCAACGCGCUGGUGCAAAUGGAUACUCAAAAGCUGCUUCAGGCCAGUUCACCAACUGACGCCCUACUUCCAGCAGUCGGAGGGAAGCUGGGUCUCAACCCGCAUACAUAUGCUGGAUUUCAUCAAGGCUCCUCUGGCUCGCUCAAUAUUCCAGGCCGCAAGUGGUGUGAAGAAAUCAUGAUUGGCGACUGCCAGAUGGAUGCGAGCAUUCUGUCUACGAUGCUAAAUCAAGAGAAAGAGGGGAUCGCGUCCGCCUUCCGCGAAUCCUUAACGCGAUCAUUGGGCUCGGCAGAUAAAGCAAAACAGGUCCUCGCAGCAUACGCCAUUACCGAAGACAUACCCGGCGACGACGCAUUCGAAGCGAUUCUCCGGUUUGCAAACGAUAUCUCCUUUUUCAUACCCGUCCUCAAUUACGGGCAGUGCUGGUCUGGAAAAGCCUUUAUAUACCACUUCAACGAGCCUAACUCCUGGGAUGGCCCCUGGAAGGGCUAUGCAACUCAUAUCCUGGACGUCUCCUAUCUAUUUCAGAACUAUAAUGAGGCACUUUCAGAGCCUCAGCGUGCAGUUGCAUCUCAGUUUGCGCUUGACUUGAUUGCGUUCUCUAGUGGAUGUGCACCAUGGCCCAAAUUCAAGUGGGAGACGAAGGACUUACAUGCUCGAUUGUAUGGGGGGAAAGGCGCAGACACCUCAGGGAAAGUUGCCACCGUUCUGAUACCCCAUUCCAGUACUGAACGCAGUGGAACAAUUUUCAAUCUAACGCGCAGUAUCCCAGCGGAUGACUUAUCGAGGGCUUGGGGAAUUUUCAUGGCCGGCCAUUGA